ACACACUGCUCUCCAUAUGGCGUAAACACUCGAUGCCUGAUAGUGCAAGCAAAGCAAAGGAAAGAACCACACCCCACCUUUAAUCUCCUUCACUAAAAAACUCACUGUAUUCCUCUUUGUCUCUUAAAAAAAAAAAAUCUACUUUUCUUUUUUUUUAAUCUCUCUCUCUUUUUUGGUCUUCAACCCUACUAUAAGCUCCUUGUUUAGUGCUUGCUUCACUAGCCAAAACCACCUGCAAAACUCUCUCUUUCUCCUAUUCUCUUCUUCUUCACCAGCCUACUUGUAAUAUUUAUUUUCUCCAAAUUCACCUCUCUUUCUCAUCUUUUUAGCAAGCAAAAACUUGUAUUCUUUCUUUAAACUACCAUGGAAGGUGUUUAAGGUCAUCUGGAGGGGUUUCUUGAUCUUUUCUUGAUAUAGUCUUCUUAAGGCAUUUCCAUUUCUUGAAUUAAAGAAAAGGCUUUUUCCUUUUUCUUCUUAGCCAUAUCCUAUAGCUAGCUCUAAGCUCAUUUCAAUCUAUCAUUUUCUUUUGGGGAAGUUGUUGAGUGCUGACUCUCUUUCUUUCUCUCUCUUUCUUUGUUUUCUCUCUCUCACUUUCAAGAGAUAAAGAAAUGGAAAUGUUUAGAGAGAUAGAGUUGUUCUUUUGCUGAUACUGGUCUGCUCUCAUUGCCUGCUACUGUCUACAGUAUUACUGAAUUUUGCUCCAUUCUUUCUUUUUCUUUCUAAGUUGACCUUUGAAGUAGAAGAAAAGGAAAGAUGGACAUGUCUCUGUGUUCUAGGUAUAGUUGAUUACCCUUUUGUUUCCUCUGAGCUUUUGAUCAAAAGAUUGGCCCUCUUGUCUUCUCUCUCUAUCUUACUCAUAAAUCAACUUAACCAUAGCCCAAAACUCCUCUUAUUUCCAAUUCUUUAAGGUGGGUCAUUCUUUUCCCUUUUUUUUUUAUUAAAAUCUUUUUUUGAAAUAUCAUUUCAAGAAUUAUACAUUAUUAAUAGUUACAAUCCCUAACUAUUGAGUUGUGUUGUUUGCUUCUGGACAAAUUGACAAAAUUAAGGGGGGAAAAAGACACUCUUAACUCUAAUCAUUUGGUGUCUCUUCUAUCUAAUCUCCUAUUCUUCUCUUGUCUUGUUUCUUUCUUUUGGUCUCCAAGAAAGCUACAGACAUAAAUAUUAGCAAGAGCCAAGAAAGAUGGAGCUUUCAAGUCAUGAAGGAGAAAUACCAAUUCCAAUAAACAGUAGUUAUGGGGGAGGUCACAUGAUCCAUCAUGAUCAUCAUCAUCCCUCUACAGCCCAUAACCACAUAAUCUCUUCUUCAACUCCUCAAUUACCAUCAAAUAACAAUCAUAAUGGCCCUAAUUCCUCUAUUCCUACUCCUACCCUAGAAGUAGACCAUCAUGUUCCUUUCAAAAAAAUGGUUAGAUAUAGGGAGUGUCUUAAAAACCAUGCAGCAGCUAUGGGAGGCAAUGCAACAGAUGGGUGUGGUGAGUUUAUGCCUAGCGGUGAAGAAGGUAGCAUUGAAGCACUUACAUGUUCUGCAUGUAAUUGCCAUAGAAACUUUCAUAGGAAAGAAGUUGAAGGUGAAUCCAGUUCAUGUGAGUAUUACCAUGGCAACCCUGCACAUUUUAACAGGGUUGCAAGAAAAGUUAUUCUGGGGCACCAUAAAAAUAUUUUAGCCCCUGAAGCUUUAGGUUACCCUACAAAUGCAGGUACGUUUGUGCCCUCAAGAGCAGCAGGACCACCCCACCAGAUGAUAAUGUCUUAUAAUAUGGGUUCUAUUCCUUCAGAGUCUGAUGAACAAGAAGAUGGUGGUGGGGUAAUAAUGGGUAGAGCUCCACAAAUUGUGAAAAAAAGGUUUCGUACAAAAUUUACACAGGAACAGAAAGAGAAAAUGCACAACUUUGCAGAGAAAGUUGGAUGGAAAAUACAAAAGCAAGAAGAAGCUGUGGUGCAACAGUUCUGUCAAGAAAUUGGAGUCAAAAGAAGAGUUCUUAAGGUUUGGAUGCACAACAACAAGCAUAAUCUAGCCAAGAAGAGUUCAACUACUACUCCUACUAUUAAUAUUACUACUGCCCCCACUCCUACUACUACUUAAUUAAUUAAUUAAUUAAGAUGAUUAACUCCAAAACUUCACAAUUACUAUUAUGUCUUUCUUUUUUAAUUAUUAGUUUGUGGUUUAAUUAAUUAAUAGCAAAAAGUUUUUUCUUUUACAAUUAUUUUUUAUAUUAUUAUUAUUAUUAUUAUUAUUAUUAUUAUAUCCUUCUUUCUGAGCAUGUUUGUUUGAGUUAUCUUAAUAUUUUUAAAUAAUUUUGGAAGUGUAAUUGUAGUAGCUUAGGAAAACUAGGUGGUUGGUAGUGUUUCAUGAUCAGCUAUAUAUAAUUAAGGGUGAUUGUUAAUUA
Messenger RNA from Jatropha curcas, 2387 nucleotides. RefSeq names its product zinc-finger homeodomain protein 4. Gene Ontology annotation, cellular component: nucleus. Gene Ontology annotation, molecular function: DNA-binding transcription factor activity; transcription cis-regulatory region binding. NCBI's taxonomy places the organism in Eukaryota, Viridiplantae, Streptophyta, Magnoliopsida, Malpighiales, Euphorbiaceae. Gene Ontology annotation, biological process: regulation of developmental process; regulation of DNA-templated transcription. The record is from RefSeq and is a predicted model, not a curated record.